This is a messenger RNA of Etheostoma spectabile (orangethroat darter), 584 nucleotides long. RefSeq names its product E3 ubiquitin-protein ligase TRIM39-like. The coding region runs from base 19 to 564 and encodes 181 amino acids. Gene Ontology annotation, molecular function: protein binding. The transcript has a single exon. NCBI's taxonomy places the organism in Eukaryota, Metazoa, Chordata, Actinopteri, Perciformes, Percidae. The record is from RefSeq and is a predicted model, not a curated record.
CAUUGGGAGCCACGAGACAUGGUCUCCUACACUCUUGUGAUUCUGGAUCCAAACACUGCUGGUCCCACCCUCAUCCUGUCUGAAGACCUGACCAGUGUGAGACUAGGAGAGAGACAGCAGCUUCCUGAUAAUCCAGAGAGGUUUGAUAAAUACCUCUCUGUCCUGGGCUCUGAGGGCUUUAACUCAGGGACUCACAGCUGGGAUGUCGAGGUUGGAGACAGUACAGGCUGGGCAAUCGGCAUGUUAGCAGAGUCUGUCCAGAGGAAGGGAAGCAUACAGACUGGAUUAUGGAUCAUAUUGUUCCAUAAAGCUAAAUAUGCAGUGGGCUCACCACCAGCUCCACGCACUGAUGUCAUAGUGCAGAAGAAGGUCCAGAGGACCAGAGUGACUCUGGACUGGAACAGAGGAGAGCUGUUGUUCUCUGAUGCUGAUACUAACACACACAUACACACCUUCACACACUCCUUUACUGAGAAGAUGUUUCCAUUGAUUUUAACUGCUAAUGAAGUCAAAAUAUCACCUGGAAAUGUGUGUGACAGUGGAACAGAGCAGUUAAGAAGAUGAUUAUAUUCAUUUGGUUUUCA